AUGAUACUCUUGUGCGUAUCGUCCUAUGCGGUCUAUGCGUCCGAAGAACACGACAAGUCGAAAAAUACUAAGCCGACUACCACUAACGACAACGAAUCCAUUAAAGGAGAAGAUGAGCCCCCAGAGGGAUAUUACGCGUUUGUCGAAUCACCGAAUGCGGAACCACCCAGAGUUCGACCACCGCCUUACAUCGAUAGCGAUAAAGAAUGUUACGGUAGCAAGGAUAAACAAGGAAAGGGAUUUGUUUCAAUACAUAAUAUUUGCGGUGAUCUGAACAAGGGCUACAUUCCGCGGAAUCCAAUGAAUCAAUAUGUGAACGGCUCAUCGUAUCCUUUCGCGCUUAUAAAGAAUCAUACCCUGAAAUUCCUCAGCAAGGCGUUGCCGAUCCUCAAGGCUGAUGACUCACUGCCGAAGGUCGCCAAAGUGCAUUCGUUGUCGCAAAAUUCUGUUGAUACAGACGAAGAAGAAACACACAGUAGAAGCAAAAGGUCUAAUCCGAAUUCGGCUUUAAUUACGGAUACUAAUCGAAACGGUCGCAAGUUUUGCGAAAACGGUGGCGGAGUAGUGUGCAUGUUGUACAAAGCGAUCCAAGGUGAGCCGAUCUCGUCAUCAGCAUCAGUUAUCGAACGUCGGGACGAACCUUCGACAUCCGAGUAUCGACGAGGGGAACGUGUACCUUCACAAGAGAAAACGGAAUAUACGGGUCCGCCGACGCCGUGUCCGGCCAAGGUCGAAUAUGCGACUCCCGUCUUCGCCAAGAAUUAUCAGGGUGUUUGGAGAUACGUGGUGCAGAUACCUUACGAGGGAUACUUCACACAGACUAUCGAGCUCACCAGAUGCAUGCAAUCGAGAUGCCAUUACCUGGACGGUGGAUGCUUGUCGUCACCGAGAUGGACGAGCCUGUUGGUGGCCGAGAUAUUUUAUCCGGACACGUUCUUGGAGGAAAAUCAAGCGGUUGGUAUCGGAUCCGGUACCCGGGAUCCCGUCGCUGGAUCACCGCCGCCAGUCCACGACUUCCAAAAUUAUCAGCAAUAUUUGCAGAAACGGGCGAGCACGGGAGAGGCGCGUAACAAUGGUGGCUCUCAGCAACAUCACUGCGACGGUGUCGACGAAAUGGGUUGCUUCCAAGUACGAUUGUAUUACGAUUGGUUCCUCGUACCAGGUAGCUGCAAGUGUUGGCGACCGGAUUACUUCAACCGAUACGUCCGUCGUAGCAGUUCCAACAUCGAAUUAUGAUGAGUUUCACAUCCUGGUGACAUACAUCUCGAAAAGGUUUUACUUCAUCAAGUGAUUAUUUCAAUCACCGUACGAAGCCGAAGCGACAUUCUUUCUCUCUCAUCCGAAUCGUUCGAAUAAAUAUCGCGCAGAGCCACAAACAUUGACGGGUUUAUCUAUUUAUACGAAAUUUUAAUUUAUUCAUACAUUUUUAUAUGCGCUAUAGGUCGAUAAUUACCCAAUACUAGUUUGUAAGCGCGAUAAUUUGUAGUAUUAUCAUAAUUUAAAGUGAACGAAAACACAAAGUGCGUAUGUGAAUAUAUACACAUAUACAUACAUAUAUACAUACAUGCAUAUAUAUAU
This is a messenger RNA of Nylanderia fulva, 1578 nucleotides long. NCBI's taxonomy places the organism in Eukaryota, Metazoa, Arthropoda, Insecta, Hymenoptera, Formicidae. The record is from RefSeq and is a predicted model, not a curated record.